AUGAAGGCCGCCGUCAUCCUUUCCCUCGCUAGCCUUGCCUUCGGCUCGGUCCUCGAGCAGCGUGCCUGCGCUGGCAACAACUGCAACCGUCAGGUCACCGGUACCCGCGCCGGCCUCCUGCCCCUCACCGCGCGCCAGGCCGACUGCUCCAGCUUCCAGCUGACCGUCGUCACCCCCUCGCCCACCACCGUCACCGUCACCGUCACCGAGGAGCCCGCCGCCAAGCUCAAGCGCAACGUCGUUGAGGCCCGCCAGGCCACCUCCGUCCCCACCAACGUCCCUGCCUACGCCUCGUCUUGCGACGCCGUCAAGUACGCCUCUGCUUGCGACUGCUGGGGUAUCACCGCCGCCGUCUCCACCGCCCCUACCCCUACCGUCACCGUCACCACCACCGUCGACUACUGCGAGGACCUGUAA
Molecule: messenger RNA, 417 nt
Organism: Verticillium nonalfalfae
Lineage: Eukaryota; Fungi; Ascomycota; Sordariomycetes; Glomerellales; Plectosphaerellaceae
Exons: 3
Coding region: 1-417 (138 amino acids)
Source: RefSeq, a predicted model, not a curated record